Ficedula albicollis (Collared flycatcher) is the source of this 1420-nucleotide messenger RNA. RefSeq names its product sarcoglycan beta (gene SGCB). Gene Ontology annotation, cellular component: sarcolemma; sarcoglycan complex. Lineage: Eukaryota; Metazoa; Chordata; Aves; Passeriformes; Muscicapidae. The record is from RefSeq and is a predicted model, not a curated record. Gene Ontology annotation, biological process: muscle organ development. Bases 29 to 922 code for a protein of 297 amino acids. The transcript is spliced from 5 exons.
AAGUUCUAAUGGCCCAGUGAAGAAGUCUAUGCGAGAGAAGGCAGUGGAACGCAGGAAUGUUAACAAGGAGCACAACAGUAACUUCAAAGCAGGAUACAUUCCAAUUGAUGAAGACCGUCUCCAUAAGACAGGGUUACGAGGCAGGAAGGGCAACUUGGCCAUAUGUGUGAUUGUUGUUCUUUUUAUUUUGGCCGUCAUCAAUCUGAUUAUUACUCUGGUUAUCUGGGCAGUGAUAAGAAUUGGUCCCAAUGGUUGUGACAGUAUGGAAUUCCAUGAGAGUGGCUUGUUGCGGUUUAAGCAGGUGUCUGACAUGGGUGUUAUACAUCCCUUAUAUAAAAGCACUGUAGGAGGGAGACGGAAUGAAGACUUGGUGAUCACUGGGAAUAAUCAGCCUAUUGUAUUUCAGCAAGGAACAACCAAGCUUAGCGUGGAAAAAGACAAAACUUCUAUUACCAGCGAUAUUGGCAUGGAAUUUGUUGACCCACGAACACAAAAUACUCUGUUCAGCACUGACUAUGAAACUCAUGAGUUUCAUCUGCCAAAUGGAGUUAAAAUCUUGAAUGUACAAAAAGCCUCUACAGAGAGGAUUACCAGCAAUGCAACCAGUGAUCUAAACAUAAAGGUUGAUGGUCGUGCCAUUGUCCGGGGAAAUGAAGGUGUUUUUAUCACAGGCAAGACAAUUGAGUUUCGGAUGGGUGGAAACAUGGAACUUAAAGCAGAAAACAGCAUCAUCCUGAACGGAACUGUGAUGGUCAGCCCAUCACGACUGCCAAGUUCUUCUUAUGGGGAGCAGUUCAAUAACGGCAACUGGCUGCGCUUCAAGCUCUGCAUGUGUGCGGACGGGACACUGUUCAAGGUUCAGGUGACAGGGCAUAACAUGGGCUGUCAGACCUCUGUCAACCCGUGUGGAGCCACACACUGAAACAGACUGCUGCUGGGACAGGUCUCAUUUGUGUUUACAUAGAUUUGUAUGAAGUAAUUGCAUGCCUUCAAGGGUUUCUUUUUUUACAGCAGUUUAUACUAACAUUUCUUACAUAGUAUUUUUAAGGAAGGGCUGUUAUGGUCAGCAGGAUUAGGUCAUCAUCCUGUUAGCUGCAGUAGUGGCACUGAAUCAGUAAGCUUUCAGUGUACAUGCAUACUGAAGUACCUUCUCAAAUUGGGAUCAGUAGAAUAUAUGUAAAGAACAUAAUCUUGGCAACAACUCUACCGCCUGCACUUGUCUCUGGAGGAGGUUUUUGUCCUGUGUCCCAAGAUAUUGAAGACUGCUGAAAACACAACUGCAGUCUGAAGUAUUUCAAAGGAAUGUCAACUUUUUUUUGGAAAUAGAUUUUCCUAAGACAGCUGAAGUGGCAGACUUUUCUUUCUUGUUGAUACAUUGAUUUACUGCAAACUUAGGUGGUUUACCAGACGUGUACUGAGA